AUGGAUUAAGAAUAAAAGUAUCACUUUCAUAUUCCUUUUGUUAAUAUUUAAUAAGAGAAAAAGGAGGAUAUAAAGCUUACAAUUAUAGGUUUGAUUGAUGUUUCAGCUUCAAUGUAUACCAGAUGGGAAUGGGUAGCUAAUUUUUGGAAUAAAUCAAUACCAAAAGAUAAUUUAAUUACAUUGACUUUUGAUCAUAGAGCAAAAAAGGUUUAUAAUAACAUUCUAUCUUAAAAUAUUGAGGAUCAUGGUGAAGGAACUACAGAAAUAGUUCCUGCAUUUGAACUUUUAGAGAAAGAAAUAGUAAUGGUUCCCUAAACUCAUAAUAUUACUGUAAUAUUCAUUAGUGAUGGUUAAGACAAUAAUGUAAAAACUAUAGAAUAAAGAAUGUAAUAAAAGUUAAAGGGAAAUGUUUAAAAAAGAAAUAUCAACUUUAUUUGUUUGGGAAUUGAAGAUGAAUUCCCUACAUUUUUAGCAAUGAAGUUAAGAUAGUUGUAUCAUAAAGGAGAUCCUUAAAUUCCUGCAUUAUAUCUAAUUGAACAUGCAUCUGAAUAAGCUUUUUAUAAUAAAUUUGAAAUAAUGAAAAGGUAUUUUUAUUCUACAAAAAUGAUACGUGUGAAUAAUGUUGUAAAGUUAUUUCCAUACGAUGAAGAAGUUACAGAUGAAGUAUAUGAAGGACAAUGGGUUUAUGGAUAAAAACCUGACCUAAAGUUUAUUGAUUACCCUAAUAUUUAGAUUAUUCCAAUUGAAUAAAAUAAUCUUGAAAUUGAUGAUGUUGUUGAUCUCUUUAGAUCAUGGGUUCAAAAUAUAUAAAUUAGAAUUAUGGGAAAAAAUGAAGAUAGUAGAGAAAAAGCUAAGAAAUGCUUAUAAAUUGUUAAUUUAAUUACAGAUAGAUUAACAGAAUACUUUUAGAUGGAUGUAUUGAAUUUCAAAAUGGAAGAAAUUAAUGAUCCUAAUUAACCUUUUAAAAUUAGAGCAAAAAGAAAUUAUGCAUAUAAAUAUGGAAAUAAAUUAUUAUUUUUUGUGAAAGAAUUAACAUAAUUAUCAGAAGGAUCUAAUCCAAAUGAAGUAGAUGAUUUUGAAGCAGCAAAAAGAUUGAAUAUUGGUACUAUUGUUGGAAAGCAUCAUUAAAAGGCUUUGGCAUUGAAAGGUAUUACAGUAUAAGAAUUUAAAUAAAUAAAAAUAGAAUUUUAAUAAAUCAUUUAAAAUUGUAAAAUUAAUCCUUUGAAUGAAUAAGGUCAAGAAAGAUCAGUAAUAUCAUUAGAAAAUUUUAGAGAUAUUCUCUCAUAAAAAUAAGAUAUUUUAGAAGGAUUAUAAUUCAUAAAAACUUAAUAUGAUUUUGCUGAAACAUUUCCUUUAAUUGGUCAUGGAUUGAAAGUUAAGAGAAAUGAUGGAUCUUUUGUUAACCCAUGGUUAAUUUAAGUUUAAUCUUUUGCAAAACAUAAUAAAGUUAUAGAUUCUGCCUAUUUAAUCAAAAAUAAUUUCAAUAUCUAAUUGUAAAUUGGUGAUAAUUAAACUGAAGAGAUCAAUUGUAUUUUACCAUUAUUUCCAUAAUCUGAUAAUGAUCUAUAAGCUGUUCUUAGAUCAAGAAUAAUCAAAUUGUUAUUAACAUUUAUGGUAUAGUAAAAUGUAGAUACUCUUUAUGAAGAAACUUAUUUGGCAUUGUUAUCAAAUUCAUUAAUAAAUGUAUUGAAAAAGUAAAAAUCAUAAUGGUAGACUGAAAUAAUUGAAUAAAUCUUUGAAACUACAAAGCUAGUAUAUGCAGGAACAUAAAGUUUUGAAAAAUAUUUAUAAAAGCUUAUGAAUAAUCCCAAUUAAGCUUAUUUAGAAAAAGAAGCAGAAUAUGAAGAUUAUGUAUCAACAGCAAAACCCUUCAUUCAUUUGUUUUAUUUAGCUAAAUUAGGUAAUGUUGUGAAAGAUUUUGAAUUAGAAAUAGAAAGAUUAAUUAUUUAUUAUUUUAUUAGAGAAUAAUACAAACAUUAAUAAUAAUUAUCUUAUUAUCUUAAAUUAAAAUUAGAAAAAUAAGAUGAAAAUUUUGUUUAAGAAUAAUUGAAGACAACUUUUGAAAAACAUGUUAGCAUCAAAAAUUUUAGGAAUGCAAUUACAAAAGAAAUUGAAGAAACAAUAUUAGAUAAAUAUCAAAAGGAUUCUACUAUGAUUGGUUUAAAUGAGGACAAAGUUUUCAAUUAAGAUUUGAAGUUAACUUUAAGUGCUAUUGAAGCCUUUUAUGAAUAAUUUAAAGGUGUUAAAUUUGAUCAAUAAAGAUAUGUUCAUAUCAUUUAUCAUACACUUAGAUUGUAAGAGAACUAGGUUUUCUUAAAAAAAGUUGAUUAUAAUAACUUAAAAGAAAUUUCAAAGGCUUUAAUUUUAGAAAACAAAGUAAAUUUAACUAAAGGAACAUCAGGGAUCAAACAUGCUUUAGAAAAAGAAUAUUAAGUUUGGUUUAUAAAAAAUCAUAUGAUGGUUCAACCAUUAACAUAUGAGUAAUUACAAAUUGAAUGUUAAUAAAAAGGAAUAAAUGUAAAUACUAUAGCUUAUAAUGUAAAAUCUGGAUUAAGUAGUAAUUGCUGUAUGGCAAAGUAAUGUCCUUUUUAUUUAAUUGUUAAUGGUUUAGAUUAUAAAAGACAUGUUUAAACAUGGGGGAAGAAGGUUCCUUAAGGUUUUCAUUAAUAUGUAAGAGAAGAGAUUUUGAAAGGAUAAAGUAUUUAAUAAAUUAUUUAAUCCUCAAGUCAAAAAUGGAAGAAAUUUCCUCAACUUUACUUAGGUAAUGAAGAAGUAGUUCAUUAAUACAUUAAAUUGAUUUCAGAGUCUUUACCCAAAGAAUACUAAAUAUAAGAAUUACCUAAAAAAUAAUUAUUGCAUAAUUAAGUUAAAUUAACAUUCCCAAAAAAAUAGAAGGUUAAGAAAUAUGGAAACAAAAGAGGAUAAAAUAGAUAAAAUUAUAGAGGUAAUGUUAGAGGUCGUGGAAGAGGAAGAGGCAGAGGUAGAGGUAGAGGAAAUUGA
Paramecium pentaurelia is the source of this 3000-nucleotide messenger RNA. The record is from the annotation of a GenBank genome assembly. NCBI's taxonomy places the organism in Eukaryota, Ciliophora, Oligohymenophorea, Peniculida, Parameciidae.